AUGUCUAGAAUUUUAAAGAAUUAUUUUGUGGCUAAAACGAAUCAGUACAAUAAAAUUAUGAAGAAGCAAAAGGUCACAGCCUUUGUUAAAGAACUGAACGUACGCAUGAUGAAAGAACCGAUCGCUCUCCGAUACAUUCACAUCCUCGGCACCGUUGUCUUCUUCUCCUCCGUCUCAUCUCUCGUCAUCCUCCUCGCUCUUUACCUCAACCAACGCCUCCAAACAUCACUCUUCCUCGUCGACGAUCUCUCCCCUAAUCCUCUCACUUCUCCUCCUCCUCACAGCUCCGGUAGCGACAUGGCAGACGAAGAGCUGAUGACGCGAGCAUCGAUGGCACCACGUGGCGCGGUAAUGAAUGAGGCUGGUCCAAAGGUUGCGUUCAUGUUUCUGACGAGGUGGGAUUUGCCUUUGUCCCCUCUUUGGGAAUCAUUCUUCCAAGGCCAUGAAGGGUUUUAUUCCAUUUACAUUCAUACCUCGCCGGAGUUCACUGGCGAGCCGCCGGAAUCUUCAGUGUUUUACAAAAAAAAGAUACCAAGCAAGACCGUUGAAUGGGGAAGAUCGUCGAUGAUGGACGCAGAGAGGCGUCUUUUAUCACACGCGCUUCAAGAGCCUUCCAACGCUCGCUUCGUACUCCUCUCAGAGACUUGCAUCCCUCUCUUCAACUUCACCACAGUCUACGCUUACCUCACGCGCUCCACUCGCUCUUUCCUCGGCUCAUUCGACGACCCAAGGCCCAUGGGCCGAGGCCGUUACAGCCCCAAAAUGCUCCCACACGUGUCGCUCUCCGAUUGGCGUAAAGGAAACCAGUGGUUCGAGAUCUCACGGAGAGUCGCCGCCGGGAUAGUCUCCGAUCACCGGUACUACGCCGUCUUCAAGGAUCACUGCCGGCCGCCGUGUUACAUCGACGAGCAUUAUCUUCCGACGUUGGUUAACAAGAUUUGCCCGGAGAUGAAUUCGAACCGGACCGUGACGUGGGUGGAUUGGUCGAGGGGUGGGUCCCAUCCAGGGAGGUUCGUGAGGAAGGAUAUCCGGGUCGAGUUUUUGGAUCGGAUCCGGUUUGGGUCGAACUGUAGCUACGAGGGGGAGGUGACGAAUGUGUGUUUUCUUUUCGCGAGGAAGUUUCAUGUGAGCACCCUCGAGCCUCUCAUGAAGCUUGCUCCUUAUUUGUAUGGAAUUUAG
Messenger RNA from Thlaspi arvense, 1179 nucleotides. NCBI's taxonomy places the organism in Eukaryota, Viridiplantae, Streptophyta, Magnoliopsida, Brassicales, Brassicaceae. The record is from the annotation of a GenBank genome assembly.